AUGGUGUCAAAAACCCUGACCCUUUUAGCUUUCGCCGGCAUCGGCUAUGCGAGUCAGACUGCGUGCAAAUGCACCCCAGAAGACUCAUGCUGGCCUUCGGUUGACACUUGGAAUGCUCUCAACAAAACAGUAUCUGGGAAACUUAUUCACAAUCUCCCAGUUGCUAUUUCGUGUUACCCCGGGCCUUACCAGAAUGCCCAGGAGUGCGCUGAUGUCUACUCCCAAUGGUCGAAUUCUACAUGGCAAGAGCUUUCCCCGGUCGGAUACAUGUAUCCGACUGACGUUUCAUGUCCUGCCGUUGACUUGAGCUCGGGCCAAACCCCCGGAACGUGUACUCUAGGGCCCGCCCCAGUAUAUACUAUCAACGCAACAGAGCCCGCGCAGCUUGCAGCUGGCGUGGCUUUCGCGCAAAAGAACAAUGUUCGUCUAGUUGUACGGAACACGGGGCAUGAUAUGCUCGGAAAGAGUGAAGGAUAUGGAGCACUCCAAAUUUGGAUCAAAUACAUCCAGAAAGGCAUCGAUUUCCACGAGACCUACACUCCUUCUGAUAAAUGCGCAAGCAACGAUUGGAAAGGCUCUGCAAUGACAAUCGGUGGAGGGUAUGUCUGGGAAGACGCAUAUAAUGUGGCAUUCAAGCGCAAUGUCGUAAUCGUUGGUGGUGGUGAUCCGACCGUUGGCUGCAUUGGCGGUUACACACAGGGAGGUGGCCACUCUCCAGCUAGCCGUGACUAUGGCCUUGCUGCAGACCAAGUGCUAGAAGCCCAAGUUGUGCUGGCUAGUGGCUCUAUUGUUACUGCUAACGCGUGCCAAAACUCCGAUCUCUACUUUGCCAUUCGCGGCGGCGGUGGUGGCAGCUACGGCGUCGUUACCUCGAUGACAGUGAAGGUGUACCCCAGCAAGCCUGUUGUGGCACAAUCCCUUAUGAUCAGCCCAAUCAAGAGCGAUGAUAUCAACCCACUUUUGGAGGCUGUCACCGAUGUUCACGCGCAGUAUCCUGAUAUCAUGGAUGGUGGAUUCUCCGGGUACGGUUCCUGGUCUGUUAACAGUCCUAUGAAGCUCUUCGGCGAUGAGAACGUUGGCUAUACCCAUGCCGUCGCAAUCAUGGGCAAGUCAAUGGCUGACGCCCAGGAAAUUUUUGAGCCACUUCUGAAGACACUCCAAAAGUAUAAUGGUACCUCGCUUUCUGUCUCCGUCUCAUGGUUUGAGUUCCCAUCAUACGCAGCCUACUACAAGGCUAUGUCGGGUAUGAAGCAGCCUGUCGGAGGAGCGAACUCGGCUCUGACUUCGCGGAUGAUGGGGAAAACUGCGUUAACCUCUAGUCGGACUCGACUGCGUAGCAUGAUCGGAGUUAUUGGAGGCAAACCAGCCGAAUAUACAAUCAAUAAUGUGGAGCUUGUUGGUGGCGGUAAGGUGCUCACUGACGGGAGUGAUAAAUACUCUGCUGUCAACCCUGCGUGGCGCUCUACCUACAUCGUGAGUGUUGUCGCUAGAGGCUGGGCAGAUGAGUCUACUGCUCAGGCUGUGAAGAACGAUGUCACAUACAACAAAGGAGGAGCCAUGAGCGUGUUAACCCCAACCCUAGGCAGCUAUCUGAAUGAGGCCGACCGCAACGACCCAUUGUGGGCCGUUAAUUUCUAUGGCGUCAACUAUCUUCGCCUUGCCUUGAUCAAGAAGAAGUACGAUCCUACAGGUCUGUUCUACUGCCCGACUUGUGUCGGCAGCCCUUCAUGGUACCAGCGCAAUCUACCGGACACACGCUACGGUCCACUUUGUGCCACCGGUCUUUGA
Penicillium griseofulvum is the source of this 1788-nucleotide messenger RNA. RefSeq lists its product as uncharacterized. The record is from RefSeq and is a predicted model, not a curated record. The transcript is spliced from 5 exons. Gene Ontology annotation, molecular function: FAD binding; oxidoreductase activity. NCBI's taxonomy places the organism in Eukaryota, Fungi, Ascomycota, Eurotiomycetes, Eurotiales, Aspergillaceae. Bases 1 to 1788 code for a protein of 595 amino acids.